AUGCAAGUCGAAAAAUACGAUUACGCCGCACCUGCUGUAAAUGAAUCACGAUCAAUCAUAGAAGGUACAAAUCCAAAACUACGCGCAUAUAUGAACAGCAAAAAAUUUACACGACCGAAAACAUCGAAAGAAAUUAAAAAGCCAAUUAUGGUUUAUGAGCAAGAACAACAUCCGUUUGUGAAUCAGUCAUUCAUAAUAAAACGUCCUUUUACACCUUCUCGCGCUGCACCUCCGUUAACGAGAACAAGUAUCGAAACUGGCGAUAGAGAAGAAGCAGAAGUGGCUUUUACUGAGGAUCCUCUCGCCUACUUCAGUAAACACAAAGACGGAAGCGGUCAUAAAUUCAUUUAUCUCAACUAUUCAAAAGAUCCAUCAGAUCCUCAGUAUUCGCCAUACGAUUUAGAGAUCACAACAUAUGCUGAUUUGAAAGAUAACUACUGCAUCAUGUCGGCUGAUGGCAUACAAAUUGUUGGUUCUGAUGGCACAACAUUUUCUCAAUCUUUACAUCAAUGGGCAAGCGAGAAAUCACAUUUUAUAUCACUUCGAAAGCUUAAGUUCUUUUCAAUGUACUACAUAUGGAAGCCAUUUACGCUCUGGAAAGUCUACAUUAUGAAAAUGAGAUAUCAAGUUUUUACAAAAGCUAUUGCUACGAAGCCAAUUGUAUUGAAUACAGGAUUUGCUCAAACAACAAUGAAAAUUCUUGAGAUUUUUGUAGAUCAGCACAAAAAAUUAUAUUUAGACGAAGUUAUUAAAAGAUUUUUACUGAUUUUCAGAGCUCAAUCACAAUUUAUCAUUCCAAACUUUAAAUCCAAAACAGAAGAUAACUUUUCGACCUUAUCUGCGUUUUACAGAAAUUAUCAUCAAGAAAUUGUCAACAAAUUCUUAGAAUUCGACAACAAAGUACGUGAUCCAGCCAAAAUUAUCGUAAAAGAUUCCGAUAUCAAGACGUUUAAACGCAAAAAUCCAAAUCUUGGCCAAUUAAUGGUUCUUGAAAAAGAAAAAGCAGAAAAAAGAGUGAAAAGAACAAUAAAAGUCAACAACCAGAUUUUGUCUUAUGCAAAUUACUUAAGAUCCUUAGAUUAUAUGCUACUUGAAGAGCAAGCGCAAGCAAUACUUGGUUCAUGGAAACAAGCACAUGAAGUUUUUAAAACUAAAAAUUGUGCUUUGUUUCAAGCAGAGUUAAUUUUCACUGAUGAUGGACAAAUCUCUUUGGAACCAUCACUGCAAGAAUUAUUGGAUACGAUCAGCAAUGCUUUUUCUUCAGCUAUUUCUUUAGUAACUGGUUUUCCAAGGCUUAUAAUGGCUGUUGAACUUCGUCCACAUAUAAAACAAUCAAUUCCAAAUUUCAGAGAACUCAUUGAAAAUGGACCAAAUUUGUUGAAGAUUUUGGCUCCAUAUCCUGAAAUAAACGACAUUGAAGAGGAUUGUUUGAAUAUAAUGGAGAAGUCUUAUAAAGACGCUUUAGUUGCAAUUCAAGUCUUUAAAGAACUUUAUUCAAUUCAUAAAUUGGAUGAAACUUUUCACAUUGAAGAUUAUAUUAAAUCAAAAACUAACAAGCCAGCAAAACCAUUAAAUUAUCAAUUAACAGAUAAUGGAAAUCAAGAACUAGAUAUUGAUUUUGAUGUCGAACCAUACAUGGACAUCAAAACAAUGAGAAAAUUCGCAGAACAAUUCAUGGACUACGAGAAAAGAAUUGCAAAAUUAGUUCCUAUUGCCACAGGAACAUUAUUUGUAGAAUCAAGAACCCUCAAAAGAAGAUUGGAACCAAUUCCUCAAGCGAAAUUCAACAUCGUUUUCGAAACUCUCAAAAAAUUACUUGACGGAAAAAGUGACAGAAUAUACACGAUGUUAUCAUCAUAUCAAUUGAAGUUGCAAGUCCAACCAUCGACAUUAGAGACUUAUGUUCAAUUGUGCACAACAAUUGAUAAAGUAAAUAAAUUCUUAGGAAAGAUACAAGAAGAAAUUGAAUAUACAAAUGAAUUAUAUCAUAUUUUUGUUCAAUAUGGUGUUCAUUUAGAUGCAUCAAAGUCAUCUGGAUUUUCUUUGCAACAGAUUUAUUCCAAUUUCACAAAAGUUCUUGAAGCAAGUGCUACAAUGAGAAGAAAUAACAGACAAUCAUUCAUUUCAGAGUUGAUUCCUCAAGCAACAAACAUCGAAGAGAAAAUUGCAACAUACAUUGAUAUGGCAUCAAAAAUUCCGAUUUCUAUUGAACUUUGCAAUAUCGAAGUUCUCAAGAAAACUCUUGCAAAUAUCCAAGAAAAGAUCAACAAACUCAAACCAAAAGUUCAAAAAUUCUCUCUAUAUCAAGAUGUUUUGAACACAAAAACAACAAAUUUCGAGAGUUUAGGAAAAUUAAUUAAGAUCAUGUCAUUCGUAACUAAAUUGUAUGAUUGUGUUGAGAGAUGGACAAAAGUUGAUCAAUCAUCAAUUCGUAAUGUGUUUUGGUUAGUUGAUAUCGAUGCUUUGAGUAAUGAAAUCAUCGAAAUUGAAAACAUUUGUCGUGAUUUAAUUUACGAACAACCAUUCCAAACAACAUUACUUGAUGAAAUCACAUCGAAACUCAAGACCAUUUCACCUUAUCUCACUCAACUCAAACUGUUAUCAGCUCAUGAAAUGUUGCCACGCCAUUGGGCAAAGUUGUUCGAAGAAUGUAAGUUGCCAAACAUAUACAAGACAGAUAUGAGAUUGGAUGAAUUGUUGGCAAGUGGAGUUAUGGAUUACGCGAACAAAAUUGAUGAGAUUACGGAUAUCGCACAGAGAGAAGAGAAAGUCGAAGCAGAAUUCAAUGGUAUCCUCAAGGGAUGGAAUGCUGUUCAGUUGCCUGUUGUUUCAGGUCAACAGAAAGUUGAAGAUAACAUUUUGUUGACGGAUACUUCAGAAUUGAUUACAAAAAUCGAUGAUUCUAUCAUUUCUUUGGAAGCAAUGCUUUCUUUACCUUUCGCACAUGGGGUUGAAGAACAAGUUUCUCUUCUAUUGAAGCAGCUUAAUGAUUGCUCGAAUAUCUUAAACAUUUGGUCAAGUUUCCAAGCAAAUUGGGUUUUCUUGAGAUCACUUUUCAACAAUGAAAAUGGAAAAUCAAUUCCUUCUCAACUAACUUCCCAGUUUUCGAAUGUUAGAAGGAAAUGGUCAAGCUGUGUUGCACAUAUCCACAAAGACUUUUCAUUAAUCAAUGCUUGUUCAUACCCUAAUUUGUAUCAAAUCAUUUAUGACUGCAAUAACUCUCUUGUUAGUAUUUUAUCGAAUCUCAAAACUUAUGCAGAUUCCAAAUGCACAUUCUUCCCACGUUUAUUCCUUAUGGGAACAAACGACAUUGUUACAUUAUCUGCUCUUAAUGAUAUCAAUUCUGUAAAGUUCAUUGCUGCGAGAUUGUUCAUGAAGUGCUCGAAUUUGAUUUGUCCAGAAACUGGUUUGACAAGAAUCAAAAUCAAAGGAAUUCAAGGAAAUGAUGGACACAUUCUGCAUUUUAUCAAGCAUGUCCAAGUUCAAGGACAAAUUGAAUCCUGGCUUCAGCAUGUUGUUGAAAGCAUGAAUCAAGCAUUGAUUGAGAAUGUCGCAACAAGUUACGCAAGAGUUGCACAACUGAGAUUAUCUGAUUGGAUUUUCCAAUAUCCAAAACAUGUUGUAAUGUUGGUUCUUUGUGCAAGUUUCACAAUGGAAGUUGAAUAUUGCUUCUCAUCAGACAAUGUUCAGAAAGCAAUUACUACAUUAAAGGACUCAAUUAACAACAAGAAAGUUGAUUUAAUCAACAUUUUCGAGAUGAAAACAGAUUAUUUCUCAAGAGGAAUGAUAUCAAUGGUUAUCAUCAUUCUUUCAAAUCAAAUCUCUAUCCUUUCUGAUAUGGAGAAAACGAAUGUUCCUGAUGUUUUGUGGGCUUCUUAUCCCAACUAUAAGUUUAGCGUCAGCGAGAAAACAUUUAUCAUUACAUAUAAUGGUAAAACAAUUCCAUUUGAGAAUGAAUAUUGGGGUGAUGUUCGUCCUUUCAUUCGAACCCAAGCAACAGAAAAAGUUUACAACUCAAUAUUCAUGUGUGAAUGUCCAUUAUUAGUUGGAUCAAGUUCAACAGGUCGUAAAACAAUUGUUGAACAUGCUGCGGCAUUAUUAGGCAAAAUUGUUGUUGAUUGUCCUGCAUUAAGUUCUCUUUCCAUCUACCAAUUAAGACAAUUGUUGUUAGGAACUGUUGUUACUGGUGCUUGGUGCUUGUUCAAAGAAGUAAAUUCCUUCUCUAUUCCUUCUUUGAAUAUCAUUACUGAUUUCAUACAAUUGUACAUGGCAUCAAAUGCUUUAGGAAUCAAUUCAAUGACUUACGAAGGUUUCAACAAAGGAAUUAUUCCAACAUCAAAAUUCAUUUUCUUUGAUGAAGGAAACACUGCUGAAAUUCCAAAUGUUUUGAGAAACUCUUUGUUCAAAGUUGCUUUGAUUAAUCCUGAUUUACAAGCAGUAAUAGAAAUCAAGCUUUCUGCAUCAGGAUUCAAGUUUGCUGAUACAUGUGCUGUUAAAUUGGCAUCAACAAUCAAUGCUAUUUCAGGCAUAAUGAAAUUGAAUCUCAAAACAUCUGCUUCACUUGCAAAUGCUAUGAGAAUCAUCAAAAUGUCAAUAACAAUCAAAGAUGAAAUGAGAGAAUCGACACAAUCAUUCCUGACUGCAAGUGAAAGAGCAUUUGAAGAAUUCAUUGUUGCUAAAGCAUGUUAUUGGUUAUACCAAGGAAUUAUCGAUGAACCAAUCCAUGAUUUAUUGAUGAGAUUAAUGUUCGAUGGAUUCAGAACUCAUGAUACUUUAGAGGCAUUCAGUAAGAACAUUGUUUUGCCUGUAAUUGAUAAUCCAGCACACAUCGAUCAAUUAAUUAUGAAGAGAACAAUGGCAAUUACAAACGGACCACAAGAACUCAAAGAUUAUUUGGCGGACAAGGCUUUGAUGCUUCAUAAGAUCUUGAAGCACAACAGAUGCGUUAUUAUCUACGGACCAAUUAAAUCCGGAAAAUCUUUGUUAGUCAGAACUUUGUUAAAAGUUUAUGAUGAUUUGUUGAAUGGUAAUGGAAUUGAUGAAAAAGUUCCAACAGCUCCACAGUUUUCACCAGAAUUUAUCUUCCCAACUAUUUUACCUUACGAUUCAACAUAUGGAUACGUCAAGAACGAAGGAACAUCUGAAGAACAAUGGAUUUAUGGUUAUAUGAAUCAAUUGUUUAACACAAUGAAUUUAUAUAACACAGACAAACAGAAAUUGUUGGUUUUCGAUGGAAUUUUGAACACAAAGUUCAAUGAGUUUUUGAUUGAAAUCGCAUCACAACAUACAGCUCAUACUCAAUCAUUAGAUACUGUUGAUACAUCAGAUAGAAGUCGAAUCAUUGUAAUUACAGAGUCAUUGAAUAACAUCACACCUUCAAUGAUUUCUUGCUGUACUUUGUUACACAUGAAUAGACUCAAUGAAUUUGAUGAAGGAGCUGUGUGUGAAUUACAAUUCCCUGCUUUGGUUAAUUACAAUAUAUUCCCAAGCAACUACAGAAAUGAAGUUGGUCCAGCAUUCGAAGAAUACAUUGCCAAAACAAUGGAUCAUUGUCUCAAAUUACCUGAUAUUUCUUUCAACAAAUACAUCCCGAAUCCGAAAUUGUAUCAUUUCGUGAUGCAGAAUUUGUUCCCUCAAACAAUCUGCAGGUACAUCAAAGCAUUGUUAGAUAAUGAUCAAAUUGAAUUAUCACCAAAUGGCAUCAAAUCAGCUUUUGUCAUUGCAGUUGAAAGAUUUUUCGAUGGAAUUCUUAUUGAUAUUGCAAUGUCACAGUUACAUUCAUGGUUGUAUGGAACAUUUGGUGUUGUAGUAGAUACAAAUUGGCAGAGGCAAGAAGUAUCAGAAGAAUUCAGGAAAUACUAUCCUAAACCUUUAUUUGCUGUUUUUGUUCCAUUCAGGAAGCACAACCACAUCAUUGAUCAGUCAGAUUUAGUUUAUUUGGAAACUAAAGAAAUCCAUGAACCACGAAAUGUUGUUAUUCCUACAGGCGACACGAUUGUUAAUAAUGAUACACUUAACUUCUUGAUCAAUAAUAAAAACGAUGUUGCUAUUAUCGGAGAAAGUUCGAAUACAUUAGUCAAGUACUUCUCCAAACAAAGAACAGAUUUAAGUGUAUACAUUUACAACGUUGACAUCAAUACAACAUCGAAUUCAUUGUUAGGAACAAUCAAAAUCCAUUCAGAACUUUCAAUGAGAAGAACAACUAAAACGAAACCUUCUGUCAUCAUCAUCGAAGAUAUUGAUCAAGGAUCAGAACAAGUUCAAGAAUUGGUAAGAUAUUUGGUUUACAAGAGAUUAAUUCCUCUUAAACCUUCAGCUUCAAGAUCUCUUGUAAAACCAAUUGAUCUUAAGCAAACCCAAUUCAUCAUCACAGCCAAGAACAUCGUGUCAAUUUCACAGAGAUUAAUCACUAAGUUCUGUGUUAUUUUCUCGAAACCAAUUUCAAGAGACAUCACAUUCUUACUUGCAGAAAAGAUCUUCACGAGAUGCCAAGUUAAUCAACCAUUUAUCAAGAAGAUGAUCAAAAUGUUCCAAGAUUUCUUACAAGAUUGUCCAGAAGCUCCGUUUUCAUUUAGAGAACUCUUGAAUUGGACCUAUUCCGUUUGUAUUUUGAAUGUUCGACAAAGUGAGACACAAACAGAUGAAAUCCAUUUAAUUGCAGCAUUGUACCAAGAUUUGAUUUUGUAUUUACCACAAUACAAGAAAAGUAUUACAACUAAUUUCAUCAAGAAUUUCAAGAACUUCAACAAAGAACACAACAUUAAUAUCCAAAAUCAUAUCACAAGUGUUAUUUACACUAUUCCCGAUGCAGGUGUUCCAUAUUCAUCUGUUGAAUACUCAACAACUAAGCAGUUAAUUGAUGAAACAAUUGAUUACAUUGCUCAAUUCAAUGCUGCUUCAUAUGAAAAAGUUCCAAUUUUUGUUUCAACGAAUUUAGUUUAUAUAAUGAACCAAAUCAAGCGAGUUCUUUUAUUCCCAGGCGGCAGCUGUGUAUUGAUUGGAAAACCUGGCUCAGGACGAUACAGUUUAUUGAGAAUUGUUACAAACAUGUGUAAAUAUGACAUCAUCCAAAUUAAUGACAGUGCUUACAGACCAACAAUGAAAGAGAUCAUUAAUACUGUUGUUACAUAUCAUAAAUCAUUUGUUUUGUACUUGAGAUCUAAUGAAUUAGAAGUUCCCGAAAACAUCAAAUCAUUGAUUACAUUUGCCAAAACAAGAGAUUUCUCUGUUUUCUUUGACGAAAAAGAAUUACAAGAAGUUUAUCACAAUGCAAGUAAUUCAUGCAAGAUGGUCACAGCUAAGAAGACAACAAUCAGAGAUAUGAUUGUUCGAACUCUUUCCAGUAACCUGCAUAUUGUUAUUUCAAGAAAUGACAAAUCACAAGAUAUCAAUUGGCAAGAUGCAGUCAAAAUCACAUUGCCACCAGUUUCUGAAGAUGAUUUACUUGAGAUCACAACUAAAUACAUUCUCACUGAUAACAAUAAAGUUAUCUUUGGUUCAUUCGGUUCAUUAUUCCCUAAGUUCUUCAGAUCUUUGCAUAGUAUUGUUUUGGAAUUAGAUCCAAACAUUUCUCCAAAUUCAUAUUUCGAUUUGUUGCGAACAUUUAAUGACCAAUUGAUCAUGCGAUACAACGAAACAAUCAGUACAAUGAAUGCUAAAACCAAAGCUCUUAACUUCAUUUCAACAGUUAAUGAUGAGAUCAACAGAACGACAAGGAAAUUGGAUGAUUUGAGAACUCCUCUUGAAAAUGCAAGAUUAGAAUCUGAAUCAUCAUUACGAUCAUAUCAAUACAAGAUGGAUGCAAUCCAAUCAAUGGAUGUCAAGUUCAAUUCACAGAAGAAAGUUAAAGAAGAUGCAUUGAACGAACUCAAGAAACAGUCUAAUCUUGAUAAAGAAGAAGUUCAAAGUUGUCAACGACGAAUUUUGGAAACACAGAAGCAAAUCGAUAAAAUGACACAAAACGAUGUUGAAACGAUAAGAAUUGGUGCAUUAAAUCCAACAAACGCUUUCAUGCGAACAAUUGAAAUACUUUGUAUGUACAAAGGAUAUCAUUUCUCAUACGAAGUUGGUGGAGUCAAACUUUUACAAGAAGAAAAAUUGUUGGAUAUUUUACAUUCGCCAAUUGCAUAUGAAAACAUCGAUUCAAGAAUCACAUCCCGUGCAUAUGAAGUCUUCAAUGAUGAAACAUUCACAAGAAAAGAUGUCGAAGAUAUUUCUCCACCUGUUUUAUUGAUUUAUGAUUGGUUGUUUGCAAUUGUUCAAUUCUCAAGAGCUCAAUCAGCUUAUGCAAACACUUAUCAAAGUUAUAUCAACUUCCAGAGAACAUAUGAUGAGUUUAUUGCCGAUCUCAAAGCUCAAGAACAGUCAAUACAACACAUCAGACAGACAAUUGAUGAUGAUAAAGCUUAUUUGACUGAUGCAAGCCAGAAAUUCAAGAAUUUAGAACAAGCAUAUAAUCUUGAAUUAGAUCGCAAGACUAAAUGCGAAUACAUUGUUAAUAACAUCGAUCAAAUUGUUAAGAAAUGGAGAGAAGAUAUUCAGUUUGUCACAAAUGUUAGUAAGACUACAAUCAUCAUUACAUUGUUGUAUUCAUUUUACAUCAGUUACUGUGGUCAGUUCGAAAUGAAAGUUCGAAAAGGAUUGAUUGCCAAAGUUGCAAACGAAAUUUGCCGAUUCCGAUUAACAGAUAACAUCAUGGAACCAAUGUCAAUUAUCAAAGAUAUGUUGAUGAAAGAUGUUGGCAUUGAUCGAGCUUCUAAAGGAACUUCAUAUAAGAUGAACACGAGUAAAGUGCAUUCAUUAGUUUCACCACGAAUUCCAUUGAUUAUGGAUUGCAAUGGAUUAUUCAUUAAAGAUCUCUGCGAUUCAUACAAAUCUCCUGUUAACGUUGCAAGUCUGCACAAUAGUGAUAUUGGACAAACAAUCAUUGAUAACUUAGAAUCAGGAAAAGUAUUGAUUAUUACUGAUGUUUGUGAAUUGACAGUUACAUUACAAAAAAUUAUGUCCAUUUACAUCAUGCGAAAUGAUGAAAAUGUUUCUAAGUCAAUACAAAUCAACAACCGAACAGUUAAAUGGAAUUCAGGCUUUAGAUUGAUUCUAGCUACAAAUUAUAAAGCUAUUCCAGCAAUUCCUGCAGAACUCCAAUGCAGAACAACGAUCAUUAAUUGCAAAGAAGAACUUGAAUUCACAAUGCAACAAAUUAUCUUGUCCAAAUUCAUUGGUUCAUAUGAUUCUAUGAGUCUCAAAGACUUCUCGGAAUCAUUAGUUCCAUUGACAUCAUUGCGAUCCUCAGAAGCUGACGAAGAAAGUUUGGCAUUGACAUUAACCGAUCUUGGUGAAUUUGCUAAGAACAGUGGCUUAGGAUUUGCAAUCAAUCACGAACUCAAAGAGAAAGCAGAUCAAUUAAAGACUCGUUUGAAUGACAUUGAAUCAGCAUAUAACAAAGCAAUUGAACUUAAAGAGAAAGUCAAUCUUUUCUCCGAGAAAUACCGACCGAUGGUUAAUUAUGUUUCUAUAUUCUGGAAAGCUUUAGUUUAUUCAGUUGAAAGUUUAGGCGAAUCUUUCCAUAUUCCAUUUAAUUCAUUCAUUGGCGUUUUGCAACAAGUCCUUAAACAUCCAACAGUUACUAAUGACAAACUAACAGAUGAAAUCACCACAACAUUAACUGAUCUGUUCUCUAAAGCUGUUGUCCAAUGGAUAUCACCAAUGUUGUCAGUCAAACACUCAUAUGUUUACAUGUUUUAUGUUACAAUUUUCUUCUCUAUCUUUGAAGGAAAAUUAACAAAUGAUUCACUUGGCAUAUUAGCAACAAGAAUCAAAGAAGUCAACAGUCGCUCAUACAAUGGUGUUGUCAAUGAUUUACUUGGUGAUCCUGUUUCUUUGAUCAUCAGUUCAGCAGAAUCAACAAGUAUUUAUGCAUUACUUUCGAGAACAGUUUCAUCUAGAUUUGGUUUAGAUUUCAUGAAUUCUGUUCAACCAUUCCAACCGGACAGUGUCAUGAUGCAAGCUCCAGGCACUCCAUGUAUUAUCAUCACUCCUCCAGGCGAUGAUCCAGUGAUGCCUGUUAUGAACAACAUCUCAACACGAUCACGAAAUGAUAUGAUCGAGAACUUGACAAUUUGUUCAAAUUCAAACAUUUUGAAGCGUGCUAAGAAGAUCCUUCAAGUUGCAAUGUCAAGAGGUAAUAGAAUUAUGUUGCAUUGUGCAGAUGAUUCACAUGAAGUCACAUCAUUCAUUGCUGAUACAUGUAACAUUAUGAAUGCAACAACAGUUAAUUCUAAUUUCCGAUUAAUCAUUGUUGCAUCUACAUCAAGUACAAUUCCAAACUUUGUUUUGUCUAUGUCAAAGAGAUUAUUCUAUUCAAACGAGAUUUCAUGGCGUCAAACUAUGCAUUUGAUGUUCACAUCUCUCGCAGCGACACUCAAGUAUUACAACACAAACAACUCAUUCAAGAAAUUGACAUAUUCGGUUUCUCUUUGUUUGUCAUUAUUAAAACAGCGCGAAUUGAUGUUCCCUGCUGCAUUCGAAGACAAAUUAGAUUUCACAGAUAACACAUUUAACUCAUUCUUCAAUCGAGUUAAAUCAUUUAUUGAUCCAAGUUUACCAAUUCCAGUUUUCAUUCUCCGAGAUAUUUUGUCAACAAAUAUGUUGGCAACAGGAACAUCAUCCAUCCUGGAUGCAAGGAAGAUUAAAACAUUAGUUUCUCGUGCAAUUAAUCAAACAUUGAUUGCAGAGAAUUUCACAUUAAGUGACAAAGAAGAUAAUCCAGACAAAAACCUUGAAAUUCCGAAUGAAAUCAAAGUUUCACAAAUUGCAACAAAGAUCAACGAAUUGCCUUCAUUUGCUCCAUACGAAGGCUUCGACAUGGACAGGUCUAUUGCACAUCAAUUCAGACAAUUUGCACUUUCGAGGUGGAUAUCGGAAGGAAUCUUAGAUAUCAAACCAUUCAUUCCUCUCCAAGUUGCUUCAUAUGCGAAUAUGAUCGAAAUUGUUCGUAAAACAGCAACAUCAGUCCCAGAAGCAUUGCAUGAUCCUAAGACAAAUAUUGCUAAAACAGCACAAGGCGCAGUUUUAAGAGGAGAAUUGCUGCAAUUUAAUGAAUUCAUUGUUGAAGUGAAGAAGACAUUGUUAUCACCCGAGAUCAACAAAUACAUUGUUUCAUUCUCCAAGCGUGAAGUUCCUGCAGAUUGGGCUCAGCGAUCAGGAUAUUACCGAGAAGGUGAUCAUGAAGAUUUUGUUAAUUUCUUAUCGGAGAAAAGGAAAGUUUUAGGUGAUUGGCUGAAUCAACGAAAGUGUACAAGCAUUGAUCUCAAAUACAUCAACAAUGCAUCAGGUCUUCUUAACGCUUUCCUCCUUGAUGGCGCAAACUCUAAAGGAAUUGCAGCUUCUGCAGCAAUGCUCAAUUUCGAUAUCGGCGGAAUGAAAGUUUCACAGAACAUUUUGACCAUUACCGGAUUGACCUUAGUUGGUGGAAUUUGGACGGCAGAAGGAAUCUCAACAUCAACAGCUGGUUCUGCCAUUAAUCCAUUCCCAGAUAUCAAUGUUACAGUCUCUAAGAAAUCAUCGAGCACAGCUAAGUUAUAUCAAUGUCCAUUACUGAGGACAGUUUCAUCUCAGAAACGAAGUUAUCCAUUAAUUGAUGGAAACUCAAAUAAUAUUAUUAGUUAUAUCCCAGUUAAAUCACCGUCAACCGUUCAUCGACUUGUGAAUGACGGUGUUUCACUUAUUAUUUCACCACCUGUUUAUAUUGUUCCAGAAUCACAAUAA
Molecule: messenger RNA, 11766 nt
Organism: Trichomonas vaginalis G3
Lineage: Eukaryota; Parabasalia; Trichomonadida; Trichomonadidae
Product: dynein heavy chain family protein family
Exons: 1
Coding region: 1-11766 (3921 amino acids)
Biological process (GO): microtubule-based movement
Cellular component (GO): axoneme; dynein complex
Molecular function (GO): minus-end-directed microtubule motor activity; dynein light intermediate chain binding; ATP binding
Source: RefSeq, a predicted model, not a curated record